AUGCUCAGCAAGUCGCAAGACGUCGCUGAGAUCAGCGAGAAGAAUCGCCCAUCCAACACGGAGGCGAUGACUGAGGAGCACCGCAAGAAUGUCUCCAACAACGGUUUGACCGGUGCUUCGGCCUUGACUGUCCGUCAAUCAAUCUGGCCCAUCACCUUGGUCACUAUCCUGUUCUUCCUCUGGGGUUUUGCUUACGGUCUUCUUGAUGUCUUGAACGCCAAGUUUCAGACUGCCCUCGACAUCACGGCCGCCAAGGCCGGAGGUCUUCAGGGUGCCUACUUUGGUGCCUACUUCAUUGGUCCUCUGACCUACUCCGGAUGGUUCGUGCGAAAGCUCGGUUACCGCUGGACCUUCAUUAUCGGCCUGUGCAUCUACGGUGUCGGCGCUCUGAUGUUCUGGCCCUCGGCCGUCUACCGCUCCUUUGGCGGCUUCUGCGGCUCCCUCUUCAUUGUCGGCUCGGGUCUGUCGACGCUCGAGACGAGCGCCAACCCCUUCAUUGCCACGUGCGGUCCGCCGAGACUCUCCGAGUUCCGUCUCGAACUCUCGCAGUCGUUCCAGGCCAUUGGCUCCGUCGUGGCCCCCUUGCUCGCCAGCCGCGUCUUCUUUGCCAACACCACCGAGGAUGACCUGUCCAAGGUGCAGUGGACCUACCUCGGCAUUGCCGCCUUUGUCUUCUUGCUCUCCAUUGUCUUCUUCUUCUCCAAGAUCCCCGAGGUCACCGACGCCGACAUGGAGCUGCAGGCCGAGCAGACCACUCACCUCACCGGUUACCAGGAGAAGUCCCUCAAGAAGCAGUACCGUCUCUUCUUUGGUGUCGCCGCCCAGUUCUGCUACGUCGGCGCCCAGGUCGGUGUUGCCGCCAACUUCAUCAGCUACGCCGCCGAGAGUGCCGGCAUCGACCACGCUGCCGCCUCGGACCGAUAUGCCAUUGCUCAGGCCCUGUUCGCCAUUGGCCGUUUCGCCGCCGCCGGUCUGAUGAUGUACUUCAAGCCCCGCAAGAUUCUCAUGGUCUUCAUGACCGGCAUCAUGAUCUUCAUUGCCCUGGCCAUGGGCAUCAAGGGCGAGGGAGGUGUCGCCAUGCUCAGUCUGGUCCUCUUCUUCGAGUCGUGCAUCUUCCCCACCAUCUUCACCCUGUCCAUCCGCGGUCUGGGUCGCCACACCAAGCGCGGCAGCUCCUGGAUCGUGGCCGCCGUGUCGGGCGGCGCCCUCUUCCCCUCGCUGACCGGCCUCCUCGCCGACCACAAGGGCUACCACAUCUCCAUGGCCGUCCCCCUGGUCGGCUUCUUUGUCGCCUUUGCCUACCCCGUCUUCCUCAACAUCAACCCCUGGAAGCGCGAGCUCGACGGUUUCCGCGAGACCCGCAUCGGUUACACCGACGAGCAUGGCACCAUUGGUGACCCGUCGCGCGACGACAGCUACGCUGGCAAGAACCAGACCGAGCACGUUGCCUAA
Messenger RNA from Pestalotiopsis fici W106-1, 1452 nucleotides. RefSeq lists its product as uncharacterized. The transcript is spliced from 2 exons. Gene Ontology annotation, molecular function: transmembrane transporter activity. Lineage: Eukaryota; Fungi; Ascomycota; Sordariomycetes; Amphisphaeriales; Sporocadaceae. The record is from RefSeq and is a predicted model, not a curated record. Bases 1 to 1452 code for a protein of 483 amino acids. Gene Ontology annotation, biological process: transmembrane transport.